AUGUUCGAGACACUCGUGACGGGGCUCUUGACCAGCGCGCUGGGCAGCUACAUCGAUCCCAAGUGCUUUAGCAGUGACAAGAUAAAUGUGGCCGUCUGGUCGGGCUACGUGGUGCUCACAGAGCUGGAGGUGAAGCCCGAGGUGGUGGCAGGGCUGCCGGCCGUCAAGCUCGUGCGCGGUCUCGUGGGCUCUAUUGAGCUCAAGAUCCCGUGGAAUCGACUGCAGUCCGACUCGGUCGUGGCGACAGUGGAUGAUGUGUACCUUUUGCUACGGACAGAAGAGGACGUGGACGCCGUCAUGCGCCAGAUGGACGAGUUUACGCUCAAGAAGAAGCUGUUGGAGGAACUCUAUGCUCAAGCAAAGCAACAAGAGGACGCUGCAACACAGACGACGAGUAGCGAGGACGGAUUCGCAGCCCGAUUGGUCAAUAAGAUUAUCGACAACGUGGAGUUGCACAUUCGGCGGAUUCACAUUCGACUCGAAGAUUACAGUACAGGGGACCAUCCGUUUUCGGUGGGAAUGACGAUCGAGUCGGUGCACGUACAGUCCACGAACUCAAACUGGCAGCCAUCGUACGUCGAUACGUCCAUAAGCCACGAGCCUCGAAUUUACAAGAUCUUGGAACUGAAUCAUCUCAGCGUGUACUGCGAUCCGGAGGGUGAGCUGCAGCGUGGCAGCAACAUAAACUUCGAGACGUGCUCAGCAGAGACUUUUUCCAGCGCGUUUAGUCGCGCCAUUCCAAAGCGUUUUGACGACAGACGUUUUCAUCAUAUGCAGCUAUACCCGUCGCCGCAACAACACCACUUUUUACUCAAGCCGGUCGAUGCUAGUGCGAGACUGAUUGUCAAUCGCGACGUGUUUGACGCAAGUGUGCCAAAAUUUGAAAUUGAUGUAAAGGUGCCCGAGGUAGCGUUUCGACUGGAGGAGUCGCAGUACUGCGAUAUGCUGUAUCUGAUAUCGGCACUGCAAGCUCCGGACUACUACAUGAAGUAUCGGCGAUACCGUGAGUCGAGACCGCAAAUGGCUGUGCUUGAUGAGCCAGCAGAAUGGUGGAAAUAUGCGAUCACGUCAGUCAUCAAGGACGUGAAAACAAAAAAACAGCAAUGGGCUUGGGGCUUUAUGAAAGAUCGACGUGAGGAUCGCAAACGUUACGUGAGCUUGUGGCAGCAAAAAUCGCGACGUUUAUUGGAGCUAGCAGAUGUAGACUACGAAGAUUUUGACAGCGAAUACGAUGAGGACGAAAAAGAGGGCAUCAUGGAGAAUGCUGACCACGCGGGACAGAACACGUCGUCGCUAGACUUGUCUGACACGCCAAUUUCUCCGCCUCUCGACAUGAAUCUCGGGCUUGAAGAAAUAGAGAGACGCAGGAGUGUAGAGGAUGUGUUGUUUUUCCGCUAUUUGGCCGAUCUCGAGGUUCGGAAAAUUCUAGCUACACGAGCUUCUCCUGUUCGACGUCGGCUGCCCACGCCCCCAACCCGCGGAACUAAGGCAUAUUCGGACACUGAAUCAGUCGAUACAGAAUGCACUGAGUCUAGUGUACCGUCUGAGGUGCAGUAUCGAUCUUGGGGUGCGUGGAUGUUUGGCUGGACGUCAAAGCUCGCGACACCGUCUUCGGGUGAGGAAUCAGCUCGAGCCGCUCACCGCAUAAUUCCUGAAGUCGAGCUCCGGGAACUCUUCAAGAUACUUGAAGAACCUUGUCGGCGGUCAAAAAAGCGAACGUAUAAAAAUCGUGACGCUCGCGGACAAUGUGAUGUCUCUCUCGGUGAGUCUCAAACGGAACUCGCCGAAGUAUAUCGAAUAACGGUGACGUUGCAAUGGGGAUCGGUUACACUAGCUAGUGAUCCGGAAAUGAGCCAGACGUUACUUCGAGAUGAUGUGAGCUAUGGGCAAAAGUACGCGCCGACAGAUUUUCUUCUUGGUACUUUUUCGCAGCUCCAAAUAGCUGCCGUGGCGAGAUGUGAAACAGUGGUAGUGGACAUUUCAUUGCAGUCCAUUGAAGCGUUUGAUGAAAGCGCUGAAAGCUCAGCGUUUUCUCGCCUUCUCAGUCGAAAGCAAAACAUUCGAUCUGUUGGUGAUGGAGACGAUGUGAACGUUAGCAAGUUAUCCGGUGUCGUGUUUUUGAUGAGUUACGAGAUGAACCCUGUUAGAUCUGGUGCGGAUGCUUCCUUGUUUGUUCAUAUGGAGCCACUGGAAGUUGUAUUGUCACCUACAGCACAAUGCUGGGGUAGAUUGGCACGUUUUAUGGAUACUCCUGCUGAUUUGGGGUUGUGGGAGGAGCUAGAAGUUGCUUCUUUUAACGACAUCGUCAAUUUAAAAAUGCGGACGGAAGCCAAGCUUGGCUAUGUGAUGGAAAAUCGUAUCGCACUGGCCGUUGAUCUCCGUAUCCAAGCACCAGUAAUUAUCAUUCCUCAGAGUGACACUGACUACAACUGUGCGCGACUUGUGAUUGAUCUUGGACGCAUUACUUUUCGAACUGAGCGUCUCAGCCAGAUGGAUAGUGAAAGUAUGAGCACACAUUCAAGAAGCGAUUUGUCUCGGGGUAGAUCGGAACAAGGGACGCUCGCACUACGAAGCCCAUCUCAUUACCAAGCUGCGCAGCCAAACACAUCUUUUGUUCAGCAGUUGUAUGAUGAAGCCGAGAGGGGAGAGGGAGCGAUUCGCUGGAAAGAGGAUUUUUACGACAAGUUUAGCCUCUCUGUCGCGAACAUACACGUGCUCUUAGUUCCUUAUGGAAAGACAACCCAGGUUCAAGACACCAGUGCUGGAUAUAAUGGUAUAAACGUCCCUCUCCCACCAUACCUCACGGAUACGUAUAGCGAAGAGUAUGAGCUGAUUGAACGUCUUAACAUCAACGUGAUCGUUCGCAUGUCCAUUUUGCCACUCGACGCUACGUUGACACGAUUUUACAUCCACGCCGACCUCCCAGCAUUUACGGUCAAGUUGUCGCUGGAGAAGUAUCACCACUUGAUGGCAAUGGGGGACCGUUUUAACUUGGCGGAUGCUGAGACACGAAGGAAACCGCGCAAAUACUCGGAUGAUGGACUGCAUUUGACAGAGGACGUGUUUGGAAGCUAUGCUGUGGACGUAGCUGAAUCAGGUGACAGAAGCGAUGCUUUGACGACGGAAAGUGUGCGCAGUGCAUCGGCAUUCAAGAAACUAGUGCUUGAUAGCGGUGGUACUUCAGCAUCGGAAACGGGUGUGCUCCCAGAUAAUCUUGGCGACUUCGGCGACAAUUCGAGUGUUGAAAGUGAUGACACGUGGUUUAGUUUCACCAGUGGCAACAUGGGUACGACGAGUGCGUCAUCAGUGAGCGGGGAUGCUGGUGAGCGGAAGCAGAGUUUUCCUGUUACUGAUUCUUCGGAUACAGUUGAGGUAGAUGACAAGAAGAAUGUCAACGGGUCCCCACGAGUUCAAAGACGAGCACGAACGAGACGGCGGUCGUAUGCUGGUGGCGAAACCGCGAAUCUCCUGGAUCGGAGAUUAGUGGUUUGCUCUUUUACGGUACCCCUUAUAUCGGUGCAGCUAAAGAAGCCUCGCUCCUCUGCCAUAUCUUCCUAUGCUUCAUACUGCUACGACGUGGGUGAUUUCGAUGAUGGCCAUGUGGACAGUGGUACCAUAUUGAUGAAGCUGCACGAUUUUCGAGUCCGGGUAGGGCAGCGAACAAUGUCGACUCGAGUGAACGUGGGUCUCACUUCUUUUGAAGUCGUAGAGUCUAUUGACGGUCGGUCAACGCAGUAUUUGCUGUUCUCGAGUCCAACAAUUGCGGCUCCGUUCUCGGCCGCAGCUCCGUUACGCCGUGGCGGAAACUUUUCUGAAUUCUCUGCCCAACAUCGACGACGCAAUCUAAAACGGGAACGAGUGAUUUCUUUUCACAAUAGUAGUGCGAAAAACAAAGACGCAUCGCGGUCAGAGACCUUCGCAUCACCAGAAACAUUGCUGGAGCUUGGCUUUAGUACCUACAAUGAUCAGCAAAGUGGUGAGGAGGUGUUGAGAGAGGUAGACCUUCAACUUGGCUCGGUGCAGCUAAACUUUGAUCAGUCAUAUGUCUGCUCGUUGUUUCAACUGUUUGACGAUCCAGCUACUCGACUUGCCAUGGUGCAUGUUCCUCCGCGUGGUGAUACUGGCAGCAUUGAUGGUACGGAAAUCAAUACAGACGGUUGCUUACUUCCGCCUCUUGAGCUUUCACCCACUAUUGCGCAGGAAUAUUCGGUACCAGUAAAUCUUACAGAGUCUGUUCGGGCGGAUUUGGAGCAAGCAAGGAAAACGCUAUGCCAAGAAGGACGUGAUGCGAAAAAGACAGCUAUGGAUAGAGAGAGUGAACAUGUCCCUGUGGCGCUGAAGCUGAGUGUGCAAUUACACUCGAUUUCUGUCUGUUUCUCGGAUCGUGGCGAGUCAGUAGCAUCCAUUGCAGUUCUUGACACUGCUGUGCAGGUGGGGACAGGAGUAAAAGACCACAUAAGUAUAUCUGGUACAGUGGGUGAUGUGAAGGUAUUCGACUUGCUUUCAAUGAAACGCCAAGAAGAUGGAACUGCCGUCGGUAAUCCUGAGCACGGGUUCGGAUCCUCGGCUAUGGAUCAUGUUGAGAUCUUUGGCUUAGACACAACAGCUGCGUGUGCGGCUAACGAAACUCGGCACAUAUUGAGCAUCAAGUGCUUGAUCUGUACCGAAAUGAAAGGAAAGUCAAAGGCCAUCGCGAACAAUGAUGAGCAAGUACACAGAAAGGAUAAGGAGUCAAGUCUUGAAGUGACAGUGCAGCCUGUUCGUCUGCUUGCUCGGCCAGAGUUCGUCGAGAGUUUGUCGAAUUAUGUCGUAGACGGAUGUCUUUUAGCCCACGUUCACUCCGACAGCGUACAUUCGAGCGAAGACUCGUUCACCUCGGAAUUCCAGCUAGCUCCACGAUCGCCUCCGGAUGUAGACUGUCCACCGAGUAGUUUGACUCCAUUUUUCGAUGCAAUCGAGACAUCAAACAGGCAAACUAGGCAAUUUAGUGCUGAAACGCCAAACAUUCUUACUCCCACGCACGAAGAUCAUGGAGACUAUCGCACUUCCAAUCAAGGACAGCAAAGCAACCACGGCAAUCGUUUUGAUGCGGAAAACGAUGCAGCCGCCAUCCUCGCGUAUAUCUACGACAGUUUUGAUCUAGAUAUCCAGCUAUGCCAUCCAUGUGUUGUUUUACCAACAGCUUCGUUUAACGACACGCAAGCGUCACUGGGGCCGCAUCUGUACCGAGGGAUUGAAGUCGACUUUGGUACAAUAUCAAUCGCGUUGCAGCGAGACGUUUCUGAUGGUGUGCUGGACAGGUCUGGAUGCACACGGUUGCAAGCUAGCAUGACCGUUGACGGCUUGCAGGUCAUUUCCCAGCCGGAUCGAGCUGUCAUCCUGAACCGAUCAGGCUUCCAGGUGCGAGGAAGUAUUCCCAGGCAACCGACGGACCUGGGCACCGGAAACGAUGACAAAGAAAGCGCUUCGAUAGAGAUUGCUAUUGAUGUGAACGUUUCUCCUGUGCGUGUGAACGUCAGUGAAGCAUGCAUUUGUUUGGGCUUGGAUGUAUUCUACGCAGCCAUCGAUCCGAUUUCGCGUACAGUCCGACGAGUGGUAUACCGCAUCGAAAAUUAUGAGAGUGCGUCAGUUAUAUCUGGUGGGCAAGAUGGACACGACGGCGGCUUCAGAUACGUCGUUCCUGGGCCGAAUCUUGAUAUGGUGAGGGAAUGGCACUUUUUAUUCCACGUCUUCUUGCAGGAGUUUACGAUCGCGCUCGUUUCGAACUCCGUGGCUCCACACCAGCUUGAAAUGUGGAUGAAAGGUGUCGACAACGCUUUUGAUGAAGCAUCGUCGCGAGAAAGCUGUGAUGGGGCUUCGUCCGCAACUCAGUGGCAACCUCGUCCUGAGAACAUCACGGGACGACGAAUAAAUUCUGCGAACGAGAUUUCGUCUUGCGUUGUUAGUGAGUUCACCUUGAUGAUGUUGGAGGCAAAUGUGGCUGUGAAUACGAAGAGUGCUCGAUCGAGCGAUAGCCAGCUGCAAUGUGAGUUUAUCUUGCAUGAAGUUGUGAUUCGGGACAAAAUUGCGGAUUCUUCGGAACAUUUCACGCAACUACUAGGACCGGUUCCAGAAGCACUUCCGGAGUGCACGGAACCAUAUGUUUCUGACUUAUCUUCCAAAAUUGCUCUAUUUCCGUUUUCGCCUGGAAAAAAGAUACUACCUCCGUUACCACGAGACUCAUCGCCACAUUCGUCAGGACCGGCCGUACCAUCUUCGCAGCUGAGCGGAAGGUUGACAAGCAAAAUUGUCAAUGUGGACGAAUCUGCUAUUAGGGCAAGCUCGCUCUAUCUCGAUGUAUCUUCCGCUCGCCUGAUGCUACUACCACGGACUAUUCUGCAAGUAGAGCAGUUUUCCCUUGAUGUGUAUUUGGCGGUUAGCAUGAAGACGGGUGAGCUGGAGCUUCAGCGAGAUAAGUCAAUGGCCGCCAAAUCUCGUGGAGUGAAGGACUCCUCGUUUGUUGAUGCAGGGACUAGUCUCAGCAACAAUACACCUUCUUCUUUCCGACCACGAAACGAUAGUAAAUCCGAGCCAUUCGAAGACGCUCAUAGUGCAGUUCGAUCGGCAUUCGCGUCUCCGUUACAGCGUAUGCUGGGCUCCACCGGCGCCGCAGAGAGUCGAAAUCCCGGAAGCUUUGCGUCUCGUGCAAUUGCAGAAAAGAGCGGAACCAUGAUGUCGGUCGGUGAUGAUAAUCUCGUAAACAUGACCAAUAUCGGUGUAGCGAGAAAAGUGCUGACGAUGCCUCGGUGGAAGGUUGAUGCUCGCUUCUCGAAUUUGCAAAUGUGGGUGGUCCCGUCUGAUUACAAGAACGACGUGACAGGUUGCGUGUUGUCAUGCCAAGUUGUCGUGAAAUUUGACAGUGCAUCCAGUGGGCCCGAAGAAUCUGCUUCUUCUCGUUGUAAUGAUCUUGUGGCUGCAUCGGUUCGGUUGAAUAACGUGGAAAUGUCGAUGGGCUUGCCGACGGUCAUCGGUACGGAGCGACAAAGGCCAAUGCAUCAUACGGGGACGCUUGUUGAAAAGUUUGAAGUCGACGUCCAAUUUGCGCUGCGCCAGUGCUUUCGACCUGUGCAGGAAGACGAAACUGCUGAUCCCGAAGGCGUUGAUGAAAAGAGCGACGGCAAGAGUGAUACGAGUACGACUGUCGAGGACAAUGUCAAGAGUAACGAUGGAAAAGCCAGACUAGGGCCAUGGUUCAAUAUUCGUUCUAUCAGGAAAGAUGACAACCCAACGCCUCCGCCCACACCCUUUCUUCGCGAUGUACCGUCUGAGUGGCAGGAAUGGGUUGUCAGUGAACCAUUGGUAUGCAUUGAUCAAAUUGUAUCGCAUGUCACCUACCGAGACUUGCCGCUGUUGUUGAACAUUGCUGCAUGGUUGACCAACAUGCUUGCUAUCGAGGAGCGAAUUCGCGAUACGUUUGAUACAAAGCUGAGAGCAGCGACAGAUGGUAUCGACUGGGUAACUUCACCGAGUACCGCAGAACACCAUUCAGAGUAUGUUGAUUACCCUGAAACAGACGGCGAAAGUGAUCAUGCUGAACAAGCUGAACUGUCAGCUCUUCAGCUGGACGUUCUGACACGCGCGUCGAUCAAAGUGCGAGGAGUCCAGUUUCAGCUGAUCAACAACAUUGCAGAUCAGGCUUCACCUGUCGUGGAGUUUGAUCUGAAACCGAUCGAAAUGCUGCUACGCUCAGAGUCAAACUCAACGACAGAGGUUUCGAUAAGCUGUAGGAUCGAAGCGAAGUAUCAGAACUUGCGUCUUGUGACGAUGGAACCACUUAUUGAACCAUGGAGCGCUGAGGUUACGCUGUGCCAACAGCUCUCACGAUCGCGUGAUCUGGACGACAGAGAGCAGCUAGCGUCAUCACCUUGGAAACUGGAUAUCACGUCCGAUGCUUUUCUCCAGCUCAAUUUGACGGAUGCAUUGAUUGCGAACCUGGUGGCUGCAGACCGAGCUUGGCGGUGGGUUGCCAAGCCCGGGAAAGAUUCACGCGAGAUGACGGAGUAUUCCACAUACUGGAUCCGCAAUAACACUGGAAUGCCAUUACGAUACUGGGGACAAUCUUGCUGCGAACACUCCCUCGCUGCCGGCGAAGAAGAGCCUCUUCGACUUGAUGAAGAACAGAGCAAAGGUAACGGUGGGAAGCGUCGUAGGGGAGGCCGGUGCAACGGCCAAGGGCACGACCGCCAAAUCUUUAUUGCUGUCGAAGAGGAAUUCUUGGAUGGUAGUCUAUUAGGCAUUCCUAGACAAUGGAAAAGCGAAGCAUCUAUUCCAGUUGACCAAGUCGAUUCUCGCAUGUAUGCCCUAGUGGAUUCCGAAGCAGGUAUCACGGCCACUAGCAUGAGAAAGUGCGAAUGCGUAAUUGACGUGCUUGUCGAGCGCGGAUGUAAGUAUUUCGUAGUACGCUCGACCUUGAUUCUGGAGAAUCAAACUUCAUCCGACCUAGAAGUUGAGUUUGUACUUCCCGAAAGGCAUGCGUCACCACCAUCAUCGAGCACAGACAAGGCCUUGCAAGGACACACGAUGCCCAUUUGGAAUAAGGUCGUCAAAGCGUCUUCUGCCGUUCCAGUUCCGGUGCACAUCGUUUCAUCUGGUGGAGGCUACUUGAUGGUGCGCCCUCCAGCGAUCAUUGGUGCUAAUGCUGGGGAGGAUGUGCUUCCGAGAGCAUACGCCAAAGAGCGGGUACAUCUUCCUGUCUUUGAUACAAGCAUCCCUUCUGCCGAUGAAGAUAUACGUCAUGUGAAUACGAAUGAGCCCGGACAGUCCCAGUGCACGAUCAAAUUCCAACGAUUGUACAGUGAUCGGCCAGUACGUCCAUUCAUGAUGAACGCAUGUCUAUCGAGUGCGAGUAGUGUACUGUAUUACCGCACGCUCUCGUUUCACCCACCGCUGAUCGUGCAUAACCUUACUGCUGGACCACUUGACUUUUGCUUGGCGACUCCGAGCGAUUGGUUGCCUGCAGCUAAACAAGUGAUAGCACCAAACACUGCGGUGAAUGCAAGCUGGGAAAGUUGUGAGCAACGUUUGUGCGAACGAGAUACGAUUGAUGUCGCUGACUCACUUCUAUGGCAUUUGUCAAGCGAGGAGACUCCUCUAGUGCUCAGCAUCCGAAUGAAAGGGUUUGACUGGAGCGAGCCGCUUGAGCUCGAUGAAGAACUAGAUGACCUUGUGCGAAUGAAGAUGAAAGAUAUUGUGAGCGAUGCACUCCUCUACGUUACUAUCGAGAAUCGAAGAAGUAGGGGUCACUGCCGUGAAUUGUUUCUUUACGUGCCGUACUGGAUUGUAAACCUGACGAAUUUGAAACUUGAGUUUGAAUACGAGAAAGAGCGAAUGGGGCGCGAACACAGGACCACACUGCUGGCAGGGCAAACACGGCUGGACCGUGAUGAGCUUCUGUUGAAAGAAACCCAGAGGUCCAAGACUCCGCGGCAAGGUCACAAUGCUCAUCUACUGUAUCCUGUUCUGGCUGGGGAAUCCAAAUGUGCGGAUGAAUCUGAGGACCUUGGACAGCAGCACAGCUCGACCAAUUACAGAGCACCUCCUUUUUUGCGUGGCAGUGAGCGCAAAAGGCGCCGCCCUCGACUUCUUCCGAGUGUUUUACCAGUAAAAGGCUUGUUGGACUUACUCCCAACGACAAACAAGUAUGACUUACGCGAUACUGGACACGUGGAAGUUUUGCAAGCUUGCCAUUCUAACUACCGAAAAGACCGAGGUUGUGUUCGUCUCCGAGUUAGCAACGAAAGUGUUACAGCUGGCCUGGAUACCAGAAAGGAGCAUGGACACCGUAAAUGGUCCGACUAUUUCGUCUUGGAAUUGGCCGGAACAAUAGGCGAGAUUGAAGCUGAUGACUAUGAAGCGAACCAGAAAUUUAGUAUCGGGUAUUCGAUUAGUCAGGCCGAAGGCCAAUACUCACGAACGAAGGUAAUCAUGCUGACGCCACGGUUUAUGCUCAUCAACACACUGGACAUUGCCAUCGAGGUGUGCCAUUCUUCGUCCAAGACGAUGACGCCAACUAUGACUGACAUGGCUGACGGUAGUGGAUCUUCGCACAACUCGCGGGUGGCGUCUUCCAUGACUCCCGUCAUCCAGCUAGAUGCCGGAGCAUAUGCCCAUUUCCACUGGACUCUUCGAUUCGCUAAGACACGUACGAUACGGUGCCGUUUUGUCGAUGAUGGAUGGUCAUGGAGUGGGGCCGUGCCUUUGGUCGAGUCUGGCGAAUACGCUGUUCGUAUGCGUCACGAAUCUUUGCGGGACAGCAAGCUCGUACGUGUGACACUAAAGAUGGACUCGUCGUGUGUUUGCGUGUACUUUCGAGAAGAACUGACGACUGCACCGCCAUUUCGUGUCGAGAAUUACUCAUUGGAAACGCUUCGAACGCACCAACACCGCGUGCGCCGCAGCGAAAUCUUAUUACCGCACCACAGUCUGGACUAUGCAUGGGAUGAACCCACCGAGGAACGCUUGCUUGUCGUAGACAUGCUCCCCUCGGCGGCUGGCGACAAUAGUCGUCCACUGCGCAUCGGAAGUUUCGACUUGGAUAAAAUCCAGCGGUAUCCGGAUUCGCUCGGCGGUACUUUGGGAAUCGAAGUCUCUACGGACGGCCCCACCCGCGUGCUGCGGUUUACGGACACGCGUCUGCGUGGUGAAAAGACCUUGGCAAUGCGAUCUCAUAAUGCAAACGAUUUGGCAACACGGACUGAUGCAAGUGGGACAACCGGUAUGGAGUUUCUUAGACGCUUUGUGACUGCACCAAUGGUGCAUGUCGUAUUGCACCUCCAAGGUGUGGGUAUAUCAAUUGUUGACAGCGCACCCAAGGAACUGAUAUACAUGUCAAUCUCAGGCAUCACAUUGAAUGUUCUUGUCAGCGAGAAUGAUCGGGCCGACGGGAGUGCUGCGGUUGCCGGGAACGGAGCGUCGUUGUCGCGGCUUCAGAGAGAGACACGACCGCGGAUCCUAGCUUGCUGUUUUGAAGUGAGCGAUGUACAAGUUGACAACCAAUUGCAAAUGACGCCGCAUCCUGUACUGCUGCGCUUUUCCCACGUGAACGGCAGAUCACGACGGAUUAACGGGCAAGGAACAAAUAUCCCCGCGCUACAGAUAAGUCUCGUAAAGCACGACGAGUACGCUGGUAUCGAGUUCAUUCGGCAUUUGAGUGUCAAAGCUCUGCCAGUGCACAUCCGGGUGGACGGUGCUUUGCUCUAUCGAAUACUCCCUCUUCUGGUCCACGCCAAAGUUCUCGGCAGCAAUGGAAAUGCUGGAACAGCGAUUAAAAGGCAAGCUGGUGUUGUGAAUUAUGGGGAAAGUAAGAGCGGUGAAAGGAUCCGGGCUGUACAUAGUCGCUUGUUGCUUCGAGACUUAAAUGCUAGCCUGGAAGUUCCGGUUAAGGUGCUCGAGGCAGCCCAGAACGACGGCGUGGUAUCUGCAGAGUCGAACACCCGAUCAACAGCAUCCGCAACAAAAGCACUCGCACGGAGAAACAGCGUCCGGCGACAGCAGCUCCUAAGCCCACGUCACAAGCACCACACCACACCAGCCGCAGAAGUUCAUCGCUACUCGGCAUUCAAACAUGGCAGCCUGAGUGCUAUUGCUACGAAUGAUGAGCAAAAGAAGCUGUACUUCGAGGAGUUCCACAUCGAUCCCAUCCACGCUAUGGUCAGCUUUUCGUUUGGUGACAGUGCAGGCGCCAUUGUGGACGGCAACUUGUCUCCACUGCCGUAUGCAGCCGCAUCGACGGAUCCGUCAUCGGCGAGAGAGUCAUCUGUCGUCACAGUUGGCCCUCUGCGGCUUAUCCUGAGUGCUAUUGGUACUAGUUUGACUAAGGUAGCGAAUGCUCCGUUCCGACUCAAGGCGCUGCACAUCCGUAAUUCGUUUGUACAGCCCGACGCAUUGGCAACGCGGCUGGCGUCACACUAUCAGAGCGAGGCGCUCCGACAGGCUUACGUUAUUCUUGGAAGUGUCGACGUGCUGGGCAACCCGAUGAUUGCGUGGAAAAACCUUCGUGGCGGUUUCCGGGAAUUCAUUUCCGAGCCAGCGCACGGGCUCUCACAGCGAAGUCCACAAGCUUUUGCUUUCGGUGUGUGGCGCGGAUCGCUGUCGCUCGUGCGGACUUCAGUGUAUACCUUCUUGGACUUCCAUACGCGCAUUCUCAAGGCUUUUUCUCUCGGCCUUUCUGAGGCUUGUUUGAAGUUGGAUGAUUACACAGGCUACCCCGCUACGCGCCAUAUUUUCCAGGGUCUCGUGCAAGGUGUUUCGGGUAUGGUGGUGGCUCCGAUUCACUCGUUCGAAGAAAAUGGUGCACAAGGUAUUCUGCCUGGGUUAGUGGCGGGUGUGUUCGGAGUCGUGCUCAAACCAUUGCUAGGCAUCUCUUUGGCUGUAUCAACGACUGCUGCUACCCUUCGUGAUGCUGUUGACCCCAACAUCAAGGCAGUGCUUGUACACGUACGGCCGCCACGCCACAUCGAUCUUCGGACAAAGAAACUCAAGGUCUACUCGUACGUGGAAUCGCUGGGUGAAGAGAUUGUGGGCAAGAUCCGCGGUGGCCGCUACCGUGGUGAUGGGUACCUGGGCCACGUCGACUUGAAAGCUACUCACCAAUCCGUCUUGGUCACCCGCAAGCGUGUUUUGUUUCUAACUGUGAAAGAUGCAGCCUCGACGCAAACUGCCAAGUAUGAUGUCGUCUGGGAAUUGCUUGCCGAGGAGAUCGUGAUGGUGGAUUGCUCCAGGACGUCAAAUGAGCAGGCAGUCAAGAUCUAUUACAUGGAAGAUGAGUUCCGCGCGGCUGGUGGUGCUGGUCUCAAUUCCCGUGGUGCGACUGGGUCUACUGCAGUCACAUCGAACCGCCAACGAACGCUACGUGUGUCGCGCGGCAUGUUUUUGCAGAAGCACGAGGUGGCCCUACCAGAAACAAAAGUACUGUUCUUCCGUGCCAUGCUACAGCAGCAGGAGCGUUCUUUGCUCACCAAGAUGAACAGCAGCGACACAGAGGACCGCUCCUUGCAUCACUCUGUCCCUAUGCCGCCUUUGACAAGAUCAAGCUCGAUGGAGUUAGGUCCAACUUGGCAGGCUCAGUACUCGUGCAUGCCGCCGCAGUACCCCAUCUUUCGACUGCCACGGACACUGCACCAGAGUCGCAGUUCUGCAAACCUUGCGCAGGCGCUACACGCGCACAACAACUACAGCCAGCAGCGAACCCCUACGCGAACGAAGGGUGGUUUGCAUGCAACCAAGACGUAA
This is a messenger RNA of Hyaloperonospora brassicae, 13269 nucleotides long. The record is from the annotation of a GenBank genome assembly. Lineage: Eukaryota; Oomycota; Peronosporomycetes; Peronosporales; Peronosporaceae.